UGUUCUGGUUUUAACAGCAGCAUGGAGCACAUGUCCUCUCCGGUCAGAUUCCGCAGCAAUAAAAAAGAAAAGCAAUUGUCCAGUUUGUCCAUUGAGGACCAAGAAGACGCACAGUUUCCAUUCGCUAUGAGGGAUCUGCCCCCCACCACUCACCUUGCUGAACGGUUUCAAAGGCCAAGUUACCACGAGGCAGAGGAAACACUGACAGCACCCAACGGGAGGCUGCAGAGCUUUUCUGGGACUUCAUCUCUGCCCCGUUCCAUCCACUUCCCUCCCGUUGGCUCUCCAACAAUCCCUCCCAGACCACACCGGGCAGGACUGGACCCACAAUUUCUGCCCAUAAAGAAACCACUCGUCUCUCAGGUGUCUCUGGACUCUCCGCUCAGCCCGACCUCGCGACCACAAAGCCCCUGGGGACGUUUUGACCCAUAUGACUCUCCAGAGGAUCAAGAUAAGGAGUAUGUGGGUUUUGCUACAUUACCCAAUCAGGUUCACAGAAAAACAGUCAAGAAAGGUUUCACGUUUACUGUCAUGGUGGCAGGAGAGUCCGGACUUGGUAAAUCCACACUGAUCAAUAGUUUGUUCCUCACGGACCUCUACAAAGAGAGAAAAGUUCCUAACGCCGAAGUAACUUUGCACAACCAUGUGUCAGAAAGAAUAUGUCAAACCGUCGGCAUAAUCCAGCACACCAUCGGCAUAGAGGAGAAAGGAAUCAAACUGAGGCUCACCAUCAUUGACACGCCGGGGUUUGGAGAUGCAGUCAAUAACACAAAAAGCUGGAAUCACAUAGAAGAUUACAUCGAACAGCAGUUUGAGCAGUAUUUCAGAGACGAGAGCGGGUUGAACAGAAAGAACAUCCAGGACAACAGAGUCCACUGCCUCCUCUACUUCAUCUCACCAUUUGGCCACGGUCUUCGACCUCUAGAUGUGGAGUGUAUGAAGGCCUUGCAUGCAAAAGUGAACAUAAUUCCUCUUCUGGCCAAAGCUGACAGCCUGACGCAGGCAGAGGUCUGCAAAAAGAAGAUGAAGAUCAGGGAGGACAUCAGGCAGUUUGGGAUAAACAUCUACCAGUUUCCAGACUGUGAUUCAGAUGAGGAUGAAGAAUUCACGACACAAGAACAGAUUCUCAAGGACAGCAUACCAUUCGCUGUCAUCGGGAGUAACGUCCAGGUGGACAGCAAAGGCCGCAAGUUCAGGGGUCGCGCCUACCCUUGGGGUGUGGUAGAAGUGGAGAACCCAGCCCAUUCAGACUUCCUGCUUCUGAGGAACAUGCUGGUGAGGACACACAUGCAAGAUCUGAAGGACGUGACACGGGAAAUACACUACGAGAACUACAGGGCCCAGUGCAUCCAGAAGAUGACGCGCAUGAUGGUGCAGGAGAGGAAACGCAGUUUGCGGGAGAAGUAUCGAGACGGGGGUGAAGUGGACUUUCCUCUGCCUCUGGCAACUGUUGACGCCGAGAAGGAGAGACAGAUCUUUGAGAAAGAUGAAGAGCUUCGGAGGAUGCAGGAGGUGCUGGAGAGGAUUCAGGAGCAAAUGCAGCAAAGCCAGAGAGGAAGCUGUUGAUCCUCAGAGGACGCUCCAACAAUUAAAACAGAAACCAAACUAGAUAGAUGCUGGCCUGUUUGGACAACCUGAAGUAAGAAAGGCUGGAAUCAGAACUUUCCAGAAACAUACAAUUAUCGCAGAGCUUUGACAUUAAGAGUGAUGACGGGUUUAUUCAGUAUUUUUCAUCCAAACUCUCAUCCACUGUUUCCUGCAAGUUCAGAAGGGAGAAAAAAAAAAAAAGCACAUUCCAGCUUUAAGCAAUUACCGUCUUUAUAAUCUGUUCGAGUCAUGUGCAAGUGGACCAGCUUAAAGUUGAACUGAUUCAUGGGGUCAGGAAUUCAUCUCAACACCUACAGAGUUCAUCUGCUACUGAGGACUGUCUUUAAAUAUAAAUGUGGCGUUUUGUCUGAGGACUACGCUAGUAGCCAGGAUUUAACGCUAGUGGUCAAUGUUGUACUGUUGGAUUUAAAGGUACUCAAAUGCAAUGUUAUGAAGUCUGAUUAAAAAAGUAAAAAGCAAAAUAUUGUCUACCCCAAUUCAAUUCAGUUUAUUUAUAUAGUGCCAGCACACAACAAAAGUCUCAGCGCACUGCACAAAAAUAUGCCAGCAGAGCAAAGCACACUGGAGACAGUGGAAAGGAAAACCUCCCAUUUUAACAGGAAGAAAUCUCCAGUGGAACCAGGCUCAGGACGAGCAGCCGUCUGCUUCGACCAGCUGUGGUUAGAGAGGACGGGAAAGACACGAACACCAAAUGGUUGGUGCAGAUGUAGUUUGUAUGGGAAGAAAUGUAAUGUUAAGGAUAGAAAUACUUACAAACAUGAAGAGUAGAGCAAGUAAAG
Messenger RNA from Nematolebias whitei (Rio pearlfish), 2387 nucleotides. Its product is annotated as septin-5. NCBI's taxonomy places the organism in Eukaryota, Metazoa, Chordata, Actinopteri, Cyprinodontiformes, Rivulidae. Bases 22 to 1566 code for a protein of 514 amino acids. Gene Ontology annotation, biological process: cytoskeleton-dependent cytokinesis; regulation of exocytosis. Gene Ontology annotation, cellular component: synaptic vesicle; septin ring; cell division site. Gene Ontology annotation, molecular function: GTPase activity; molecular adaptor activity; GTP binding. The record is from RefSeq and is a predicted model, not a curated record. The transcript has 13 exons.